CCAAUCGACAUCGUACAGAUAAUCGCGUGGAAGAAUGGCGUGAUGCGACGACGUGUACUCACACAGUACUCAACGCUUCGUAGUAUUAUUAUGACGGACGGGCGGCUGCCGAGAGUGAGCGCUCGCUGCGUGAAACAAACGUGAGGGUCUCGCGCGACCGCGAACCGGAUUCUCGUGGGGAUUUCGCACGGACCUCCCGCGGGACUGUGGAGCGAAGAAAUGAGCAUCUCUCGACGAUCGUAGCGGGAUCUGCGUGAUUACGAUCUCUCGCUAAAGAUAAAAUAUGGCUGAGAAUAGGCCGAUAGAAGAGACAGCGAGCGGACAUUGUGACUCGAGGAUGCCACACAUACUGACGUCGGAUGAAAAUGAAAAUGGACAAAUUCAAGAAUCGCCAAGCGGUACCCGGUACACCCUGGCCGGUAUAAACCCUGGGACGGCGUUUAAUUUUGGUGUUAGAACGGCGGAACGCUCUAGAAUAUUUGCGGGUAAUAUCUCCUCCACCAUUCAAGGGAUUCGUCCUCUUAUACAACAGGCAGCGCCCAACAUAACGUUGACGUCGCUCUUGGCCAUUCACGGACUCCGGAAUCAAGUCCAACCAGUCACGUUACCGAGCGAUAGCUAUGUGAUCAAUCUAGAAGAGCCCGUAACGAAUGGUCCCAGUUCUCACGAUGAACCCCGCAACCAUCGUCAUCAUCAUCACACAGCGUCGACAAUGCCGAACAGUUUAUCGAGUAACGCGCAUGAGGCUGCGAACGAAGUUGCCGAAAACCACAAUAAUGCAGAAAAUACUGCUAACGGCAACGUCCAGAUAGGCCCGGAGGCUCGGGCGUUGCUGAAGCAUCUUCAACAAUACGUUCCCUUUGUCAUUAUUCUUCUCGCCAAGAGUCUGUACGAUCACCGGGCCGGGAUACUCACGUUCAUUGUACUGCUCGUCACGUUCAUUCACGCUAACAAUGACCUCAAGCGCGAGAUUGCCAAGCAGCACAAUCGGAGUUGGUCGUUGCUCACGUUGAUUCUGUGCUACAUCACCGCCUGUAUCGUGUUCGUCGUUUACACAUUUAAUUUCUACACUCUCGCUCCUUACGCCGAACCGCUCACAAUCUGGGACUUGCUUUGCUACGUCACGGUGAUGGACUUCUUCCUUAAACUCAUCACCAUCGUCUGCAAAGUUCUCUUGACUUGCCUGCCGGUACGAUUAUUGGCGUUCCAGAAUCGGGGAAAAUAUUAUCUCAUGGUAGAAGCGAUGUCGCAACUUUAUCGAUGCGUCGCGCCUGUUCAGCCGUGGUUGUAUUACCUGCUCGAAACGUAUCAAGGUCCAGAGAAGAUUGUGGGAAUUUUCUUCUCGAUAAUGUAUACAAUGAGCAAGGGUAGCGAUCUACUAUCGCGUCUUAAAUUGCUCCGCACCGCUGGGUGGAAACUGUUCCAAAACGUGAGCCUUGGAGUGUCUCCGUCGAAGGAACAGCUGAUUGCAUCCGGCGGUAUAUGUGCCAUUUGCCAUGAAGAAUACACCACACCGGUUAGACUUCAUUGUAAACAUAUUUUCUGUGAAACAUGCGUCUCGACGUGGCUCGACAGAGAGCGAUCGUGUCCCCUGUGUCGCGCGUCCAUCACGGAUGAUCCGAUUUAUCGGGACGGCCAUACAACACACUUCAUUCAAUUGUAUUGAUUCCGCCAAAUAUUAUCUCUUUAGAGAUAAUUUUUUGUACAGUUUUUUAUUACUGUGUGAAAAUGUAAGAGCUUCUGUUAACGGCAAAUGUUUUCCAUCAUUACGGUAUUUUCCAUUAUUUAACGUAAUCGAAUAUCUUCAAAUUUUUAUAUCCUUUGGGUUAUUUUAGACAAAACUUCAAUAACAAAUAAUAUCUUUUAGUAAAACCAAAUGCAUUGACAAGAUGCUUACAUUGAAGAAUUGUACGUUUAGAUAUGUAAAAUAUGUUGUAUAUACAUGGUCAUAUUUAGGAAUUUUAUAGCGUUAAAUUGAAAGACUCAUGAUAAUAAGGGUCAAGAACUGAGAAAACAUGGAUUCCUUCAUAAAAAUAAAAUCGUCUUUUACGGGUAAUUCAAGAAGCAUUUAAAUAGAUUAACUCAGAUAAAUUAAAAUUUAGACCUAUUCAGUUAUUCUUUAAUCUUAAUCAAUUAAUUUUCUCGGAUUUCUAUUUUGCAUAUAUGUAUAUUUU
This is a messenger RNA of Temnothorax curvispinosus, 2174 nucleotides long. RefSeq names its product RING finger and transmembrane domain-containing protein 2-like (gene Rnft2). Gene Ontology annotation, molecular function: calcium ion binding; ubiquitin protein ligase activity. The transcript is spliced from 5 exons. The coding region runs from base 284 to 1666 and encodes 460 amino acids. The record is from RefSeq and is a predicted model, not a curated record. Gene Ontology annotation, biological process: positive regulation of ERAD pathway. Lineage: Eukaryota; Metazoa; Arthropoda; Insecta; Hymenoptera; Formicidae.